Messenger RNA from Orbicella faveolata, 2057 nucleotides. RefSeq lists its product as uncharacterized. The record is from RefSeq and is a predicted model, not a curated record. Gene Ontology annotation, molecular function: NADH dehydrogenase activity. Gene Ontology annotation, cellular component: mitochondrion. NCBI's taxonomy places the organism in Eukaryota, Metazoa, Cnidaria, Anthozoa, Scleractinia, Merulinidae.
AACCCCUAUUUUGGGCGGGUCAGGGAGAGUUUAGGGACUGGACGGUCUCAAAAGAUAUGGUUUUUGAGCUGCUUUAGUCUGACAAAGGGUAAAGAUUUAGACCGUUUUGGUCUGAAUUAGGGUAUGUUUUUCACUCUGGCUUGGCAUUGACAGGAGCUUAUGGAGUUGGGUACUUUUUUUAACAAGGGACUAAUCUCUUCCGCUUCAUCAUUGGCAACUUUUUAGGCCUUCUAGAAGCCAUUUCUGGUUAGUGGCGGUCUGAGUUAGAGUCGUGCACUAACAUUAGUGGUCUGGAAUGGGGUAUUGAUUUUUGGCUCAAGUCUAAAAUAGGGGAUGGAAAUUGGGAAAAUACGGAUAUGGGAAGGGUUUUCAAUGUUAGGGCCGCACACCCGCCACCAAAAACUUUGGGGAGUACUAACUAGUUCUGCUCCAGUCACUUAGGUUGACCAACCUAACCUUGCGAGCCCGAAAAUGUUUGCCCCCACCCACUCCCGACAAGUGUACAUUUGUAUUUAUUUUCUCGUUCCCACCCUACCCCUGAACACAGAUCAUUUCAAGAUGGCGAACGCUGUGUAUUGUAGGUCCUUGUGAGCGGUUUUCUAUCAUGUUUAUCUCAGUCAAGACUAGAUUAAGCCUUUUUCGAUUGCUGGCAACCAGGAGCGUUCGAACGAAUGCGAUCUCGCUACAAAGCACGCCAGAGAAAGAAAGCAAUCGACAACGCUUGGUCAUUUUAGGCACCGGUUGGGGCAGCUACAGCGUGCUGAAGCAAAUCAACAAGAAACUGUUUGAUGUUAUCGUUGUCAGUCCGCGCAACCACUUCCUUUUUACGCCACUGCUGUGCAGUACAACUGUGGGAACGUUAGAAUUUCGAAGCAUCAUAGAGCCGAUUAGAAACACAGGAUUUCGAGACGAACACCAUUUUCAGCUAGCAGAAGCCGUGGAAUUGCGUCCAGAUGAACACACAAUUGUGUGCAAAAGUACUUUGAACGAUGAUCGAUACAAUCUGACGUACGAUAAAUUAGUCAUUGGAGUAGGUGCCAUUAGCAACACCUUUGGCGUCCCGGGAGUUUACGAACAUGCAUUCUUUCUCAAAGAAAUUGCGGACGCAAGACAGAUUAGGAAUCAAAUUCUUAAAAACUUCGAACUGGCUUUGCAACCUGGCGUUGCUGAAGAGGAAAAGAAGCGCCUGCUACACUUUGUGAUAGUUGGAGGUGGUCCAACAGGGGUGGAGUUUGGUGCAGAGUUAUACGACUUUGUAAAACAGGAUGUCACAAGAUUGUAUGUACACGAGAAGGCUAACGUUAGUGUGACAUUGAUCGAGGCAAGGCAGAUCCUGCCAUCUUUUGAUGAAAAGCUCCGCACUUUUGCAGAAAAAAAGAUGAGACAGAGGGACCAGUUUGAUCUUGUGCAAAGUAGUGUGACAGAAGUGCAUGCUGAUCACAUCAGGCUGCAAGAUGGGACAAUAAUGCCCUGUGGUUUAGUUGUGUGGUCUACAGGGCUCGCUCCAAGACAAUUUACUGCUUCAGUGGAUCUUCCAAAGAACAGCAACAGUCAGCUACUGGUUGAUCGAUUUCUCAGGGUGAAAGGAAUCAGUGAUGAGUCCAUAUUUGCCAUUGGUGACUGCUCCUUUGUUGAAACCAGCCCCUACCCCUGCACUGCGCAAGUUGCAGAACGUGAGGGCAGUUAUGUGGCAAAGUCCUUGGGACUCAUAGCACAAGGGAAAGGUUCUGAGGUGGAGCCUUUCUCCUGGAAAAAUAUCGGCAUGCUGGCUUACCUUGGAGAUUAUCAGGGCUUGGCUGAUUUUCCCACAAGCAAGUUGCAAGGCUUCAAGUCAUGGAUUCUUUGGAGAUCGGUGUACUUCACCAAGCUGGGCAGUUGGAGGUCGAGAUUUCAGGUGCCAUUCGAUUGGAUGAGAACAUUUAUAUGGGGAAGGGAUGUGUCUCAAUUUUAAAGGGCGCUGUGGAUAAACGGAGUGUUACAGUGAAAGUCAGAAAACCGUGAACUCCUAAAAUAUAUCAGGAAUGUUUAUUGUGGCCAAUCACGAGUGAGAUCUUCAA